This is a messenger RNA of Aphidius gifuensis, 1819 nucleotides long. RefSeq names its product protein YIPF1. Gene Ontology annotation, cellular component: membrane; Golgi apparatus. NCBI's taxonomy places the organism in Eukaryota, Metazoa, Arthropoda, Insecta, Hymenoptera, Braconidae. The coding region runs from base 134 to 1153 and encodes 339 amino acids. The transcript has 4 exons. Gene Ontology annotation, biological process: vesicle-mediated transport. Gene Ontology annotation, molecular function: small GTPase binding. The record is from RefSeq and is a predicted model, not a curated record.
UGACAGUGACAGACAAUUGACAUCUUGACGUGUUGGAAAUUUACAUUGUAAUUUGUAAUCAGUUGAAAAAUAUAUUAAUAAAUAGUUGAUAAUACUUAUAUAAAUAAUUUGAUAAAAGAAAAAAACCUAAAACAUGGAGAAUAAUAAUAAUCAGUUUGGAAAUGGUACUGAUUCAUUUAUAUCAUUUCAAGAUUAUUCACCAAUAAACAGAUCAGGUGGUGCUGGUCAAGCUCAAAUAAAUGUUGAAACAUCAAAUCAACAACAAUUUGGAGUCAACAAUAUGACAAAUGAUCCAAUGUCCAUUGGAAUGAUGGAAGAUCUUCGUGGUUUACCUGAAAAAAAAGAAGCAGAAGCACAAGUAGAAAAAGGAUUUUGGACACUUGAUUAUUAUAAAAAAUUUUUUAAUGUCAAUACAAAUGAUGUUAUACAACGUUUAAAAGGUUCAAUGUUACCACAUAAUCCAGAUAAUUAUUUAUUAUCACAAAUACGUCCAAAUCCAGAUUUAUAUGGUCCAUUUUGGGUUUGUGUUACACUUGUAUUUUCAAUAGCAAUUAGUGGAAAUAUUGCAAAUUAUUGGCAAACAGCUGGAUCUAAAAAUUAUCAAUGGACAUAUAAUUUUCAUCUUGUAUCUGGAGCUGCAACAACAAUAUGUCUUUAUGUUUGUUUGGUACCAUUGGGUUUGUGGAGUGCAUUAAAAUGGUCAAGUCCACCAAGUGAUACAAGCAUGGAUGUUGAAUUGAUUGAGAGUGCACCAAAACUUGGUCUUCUUGAACUUUUAUGUCUUUAUGGAUAUUCAUUGACAAUUUAUAUACCAGUUGCAUUUUUAUGGACAAUACCAAAUGAUUGGUUUCAAUGGAUACUUGUUGGUCUUGCAUUUUCAUUAUCUGGAGGUGUUUUAAUACGAUCAUUAUUCCCAAUUAUCACUGGUAAACAAAAAAGUAUUUACGUUGCAGCUAUUCUUGGUAUGCAUUUUUUACUUGCUGCUGGUUUUAUGCUUUAUUUUUUUCAUGUACCAAAACUUGAAAAAAGUGAUUAUUUAGUUGCAACAACAACAACAACAACAACAACAAUUAAAAGUACAAUUGCACCAAUUGUAACAGAAGCUACUGCUAAAUCUGUUGAAAUUAUUAAAAAUAUUACAAAAACAGUUUAACAAUUAGAGACUAUUUAUUCAAUGUAAUUUAGUGUUUUUGAUUAAAAAAAAAAAGAUAAGAUUUUUAAUAAAAUUAAUUAUUGUAAUAAAUUUGUUGAAUGUGUGAAGUAUUUAUAUAUGAUGAAAAUUGUGAUGAUAUUAUUAUGUAUAUCAAGGUUAAUAAAUAUUCAACUUGAAUUGACCUUUUUAAUUAUUUUUUUUUUUUGCUGCAGCCUGUACCAUCUGAAAGCCUAAAUAAAUUUAAAAAAAGGAGUACAACAUUAUAUGAUUGUUAAUCAAACAAAACAAUAAACAAAUGUAUUUUUUUUUUAUCUUAUUUAUUUAAUUUUGAAUAUUCUAUUAAUAAUAUGUGUGUCUGUUGUUUUUAAAAUGUUUUUUUUUUUUUAUUUUUUGUCCUAAAAGAAAAUUUAUAUUCUUAAUUACAAUUUUUUAGCUCUUUGUAUAUAACUAUUAUUAUUGUUUUAAUAAUAUUAUAGGUAUAUUUGUUGGUUUUUUUUUUUUUUUUCAUUUGUUUUAAAAUAUUUUAUAAAUUAUAAUAUUUAACUUUGAAAAUAUCACGCUUAUCGAAGCUUGAUUAAUAAUAUUAAGCAUUAGUCUGUUUGAUUAUACUACAACAAUGUACAAGUAGAUUGACUUUGGCGGUAAAAUAUUUUUAAACAAUAAUAA